GUUUGUAGCAAGUUUGACACACCAUUACCAUGGCUCUCUCGUCACCACUUCAGAACCUCUCUUCAUUAAUCUCUGCUCACGGAAUCGCCACCGCAACAGCGAAGGCACCAUCACGGCAUCAGUAUGCGGUUCACGCGGCGGCAUCCGACACAGCCACGACCGUUGAAGUUGGCAGUUAUGAAGAAGGGAAAUUGGUGCGACCAAAAUGGACUGGAGAAACCCCUCUGUCUCGCAUGGUUCGAGCUCUCAUAUCUUUCAAACCCUUAUACUCUAUCCUCAAACUUGGUGCUAGACAGGUUUUAAUAAGUACAGCUGAGAAAAACAACAUUCCUUGGAGGGAAAUGACAAAAGAGAUUUUGGAAUCACAAGUUUAUAAGGAAAUGGAUACCAUUCAAAACCACUCUUUAGUAUAUCCAGAUUAUUAUUUGAAUCCAUUCCAUGCAUAUGAUGAGGGGAAUCUUACAUGGUUGGCAGCAGCAGAAGCAGAGGCGGCUACUAAGUCAAUGGUAAGACGAGCAAUUCCCAACGCUUCUUCCAUCGAUGAAGCAACUCAAAUACUGCGUGGCAAUUGGCUUCAAGCAAUUGAACAACACCAUCUACAACAUUCACAAACAUCCAUGAUUAGCGACAUUCUAGACAUUGGAUGCUCAGUGGGAGUAAGCUCAAGAUGUCUGGCAGACAAGUUCCCUACGGCGAAUGUCACCGGGCUAGAUCUGUCACCGUAUUUUCUAGCUGUGGCUCAACAUAAGGAAAAGAGAGGAGCGCCUAGAAAAAAUCCUAUAAAAUGGAUACAUGCAAAUGGGGAAGACACAGGCUUGCCUUCUAAAUCAUUUGAUCUUGUGUCUAUUGCGUAUGUGUUUCAUGAAUGUCCAGCCAGAGCUAUAGUGAAUGUAGUAAAGGAAGCAUUUCGUCUCCUUCGACCUGGAGGCACCCUAGCUAUGACAGAUAAUUCGCCAAAGUCGAAGGUCCUACAGGAGUUGUCUCCAGUCCUGUUUACAUUGAUGAAGAGUACAGAACCUUUUCUUGAUGAGUACUACUUGACUGAUAUGGAUGAAACACUGAUGGAAGCUGGUUUUGUGAACAUAACAUCAAUUCUUACUAACCCCAGACACGUCACAUUAACAGCUACUGUGCCUCAAUAAAACAUCUUGGGAUGUUUUGUUUUCUUUAAAUUUUUUUGGAACAUAAACAUCUAUUGUUGUUUACUUUAAACAAGAAUGAAAGUCCUUGGUUUAUGCAGUUAUUAUUGUGUUGUAAAGGAGAACUAUAUGAAACUGGUAGAUUAAAUCGUGUAUCAAUGGUUCGCAAAACAAGGCUUAUCUUACCUUUUA
Molecule: messenger RNA, 1331 nt
Organism: Cicer arietinum (chickpea)
Lineage: Eukaryota; Viridiplantae; Streptophyta; Magnoliopsida; Fabales; Fabaceae
Molecular function (GO): S-adenosylmethionine-dependent methyltransferase activity
Source: RefSeq, a predicted model, not a curated record